This is a messenger RNA of Mangifera indica (mango), 1291 nucleotides long. Its product is annotated as short-chain dehydrogenase TIC 32 B, chloroplastic-like. NCBI's taxonomy places the organism in Eukaryota, Viridiplantae, Streptophyta, Magnoliopsida, Sapindales, Anacardiaceae. The coding region runs from base 95 to 1075 and encodes 326 amino acids. The transcript has 8 exons. The record is from RefSeq and is a predicted model, not a curated record.
CAUUGGAUAGUUUUUUAUACAGUGCAUUUUUGUACUAUAUAUCACUGGCUUCUAGCUAUCCGAGUCUUUUAGAUUCUAAAGCUGCCACGCCCUCAUGAAGGAAACACUUAGAUACUUAGCAGGCAUAGCAGGGCCAAGUGGUUAUGGCUCAAGAUCAACCGCCGAACAAGUUACUGAAGAUUUUUCUUCCUUGCUUUCGACUCCUCUCACUGCUAUAAUCACUGGGGCGACUUCUGGUAUUGGAGCUGAAACAGCAAGAGUUUUAGCUAAGAGAGGAGUGAGAGUUGUGAUGCCGGCGAGGGACCUGAGAAGGGCAGUUGAAGUGAAGGAGGCGAUUCUAAAAGAGAGUCCAGAAGCUGAGAUUAUAUUGUUUGAGAUUGAUCUAAGUUCAUUGGCUUCUGUUCAGAGAUUUUGUCAGGAGUUUCUAGCUCUAGGACUUCCCCUUAACAUCCUUAUAAACAACGCUGGGAUAUAUUCUAAGAAUUUGGAGUUCUCAGAAGACAAAAUCGAAAUGACAUUUGCUACAAAUUACUUGGGACAUUUCUUGUUGACAGAAAUGCUACUAGAGAAAAUGAUAGAAACAGCUGACCAAACAGGUGUCCAAGGAAGAAUUAUCAAUCUCUCUUCAGUAAUUCAUACUUGGGUGAAGGCUGAUGAUUUCUGCUUCGCUCGAAUGCUCAAUCCAAACAAUUAUAAUGGCACACGAGCAUAUGCCCAAUCCAAAUUGGCUAAUAUAUUGCAUGCCAAGGAAAUCAACAGGCAGCUUCAGGCAAGGAAGGCAAGAGUAUCCAUCAAUGCAGUACAUCCAGGCAUUGUAAAGACUGGAAUAAUAAGAGCUCAUAAGGGGUUCAUUACAGAUUCUCUGUUUUUCAUUGCUUCCAAGUUACUAAAAUCUACAAGUCAGGGUGCAUCAACCACAUGCUAUGCCGCUUUGAGCCCACAAACAGAAGGUGUCAGUGGGAAAUACUUUUCAGACUGUAAUGAAACCAACACUUCACCCUUGGCAAAUGAUGAAUCUGAGGCGCAAAGGCUGUGCAAGCAGACCCGUGCGCUCGUUCACAGACGAUUGCGUUAACCACCACCACAUAUAACCACUAAAGCGUGUCCCAGUCUCAUCUUAUAAAUAUGUAAAAAGUAAAACUUUUUAAAUGUGAUGUAUAUAGGCAUAAAAGCAUAUGUAUUUGUACAGCAAGUAAAAAUAGGCAAGUCUGUCAAGAAGUAUUUGCCAAUAAAGGGACACACAAUCCGCCAUUCUGUUAAUCAAAUAUAAGUUUUAUCGCCAUUCUGUUAA